Talaromyces proteolyticus is the source of this 1104-nucleotide messenger RNA. RefSeq lists its product as uncharacterized. NCBI's taxonomy places the organism in Eukaryota, Fungi, Ascomycota, Eurotiomycetes, Eurotiales, Trichocomaceae. The record is from RefSeq and is a predicted model, not a curated record. Gene Ontology annotation, molecular function: nucleic acid binding. The coding region runs from base 1 to 1104 and encodes 367 amino acids. The transcript has 2 exons. Gene Ontology annotation, cellular component: kinetochore.
AUGCCCUUGACCCCCAACCAAGCUAAUCCCAGCUCCGGCGACGCCGAUGAUGACUACAUGUCCAUGGUCAUCGAGGAGCCGCGGGGCAAGGAGACCUGGACGCAGCGCAAACUCCGGCAGCAGCGCGAGGCCGAAGCGAGAGCACGAGUCCCGUCCAAAGCCGAGCGCGCCGCUGCCGAAGAAGCGCGCCGCGAAGAAGCCCUCUCCUCGAGCGUCCUCGACCCGUCUAAUAAAGGCUUCAAGAUGAUGGCCAAGCUCGGAUUCAAGCCCGGAGAUAGCCUCGGUAAACAGUCUUCGACGACAGAAAGUGUGACGACGCGCGUCGACGAAACUGCAGGAGCGGGCGCAGAAGGCUCUGCGGCUUCGACGGUGACGGCGAGCGACUGGGUCCAAUCACGCGCCGAACCCCUGCGCCUCGUGGUCAAGGACGAUCGCGGAGGAAUUGGACUUGAGAGUGAGAAGAAGCGGAAAUUCCGCGAGGAGGUGGUGGACGUAUCGAAGAAGGCAAAGGCGGAAGAAGGGGAAUAUCGAGAUCGAAUGCGGCUGGAGCGAGAGGAGCGGCGAGUCGAGGCACAGGUUCACGCUGCUCAAAAGGUGGCGGAGAAACUAGACACAGAGGCGGAAGAAUAUGCGCAAGAUACAGUGGAACGAGAUGAUGGGGAGGGUGGUGGCCAGUCGAGUAAGAAAAAGCCAGUCAAUAUGAAGCCCACGUCGCAGAUAAACAUCCUCUACCGUGGGCUUGUACGGGAACGCCAAGAAAGAGAGCGCGAACGACUGGUCCGACAAGCCCUGGAGACGUCUCUACCUUCCUCCUUCUUCCCCAAGCCUCGAUUACCAGGUACCCGAGAGGAGGAAAGCGAGGAUCAAGACGACGAGCACGCCACAGGACCGCAGCAGUCGCGUGAUCUAUCCUAUUUCGAGGAAGAGCAGGAUGAGGAAGACCCCGAGCUCGACGAAUUCAAUGCCUUAGAGGCCACAGAAAAACUUCACAGACUAGUCAUGUUCAUGCGAGACAAAUUCCAGUACUGCUUUUGGUGCAAGUAUCGAUAUGAGGACGAUAAGAUGGAGGGAUGCCCAGGGAUUACAGAGGAAGAUCACGACUGA